AAGCGCUGGCAAUCUUGAGCUGCAAGACAAAGGGUGGAAAGGGAAACAGAGGCACAGAGCAGUAACAUGGGUUACCCCAGAUCACGAAGCAGUGGUUUAAGUUGGGAACCCCGUUCCCGCACCGUGGAGCAGGUCCACCUACGCUGCACCGAGGGCUCCCUGGAAUGGCUGUAUCCAGCCCGAGCCCUGCGUGUUGUCCUGGAGCCCAACUUGUCGAGCACCAGACACACCACGGUCUGCAUCAAGCCAGCGAGUGACUUCCAGGGUGCCAGCAUCUACGUGGAGCGCGCCGGGCAGCUGCACCUGGUGGUGAGCGAAGCCGAGGAGGCGCGGCUGCGCCACGUGUCCUGUUUCAGUGCCCACACGCCACAGCGGGUCGCCCUUUUCCUGCAGGCUAGCCCACAGAGGGAUAUCAGCCGCAGGAUGGCCAGCUUCCAGUACGAGCUGCUGAGCAACCAGAGUGCGGCGGGCCCUGACUUCCAGAAAAUGGCCCUUGUGGAAGCGAUGUGCCGUCCUUGUGACAACAUGGAGCUUCUGAUGGCCAUUUGCAGCAGUGAUUUUGUCGUGAGAGGAUCGAUCCAAAAUGUUUCCCAUGACCCUGAAAAUCACAUGUCCCAGGUUGAAGUCAGCGUCCAGAAAGUCUACAGGCAGAAAAACAAAAUUUUCCGACAGGACGAAGCAACUGGUGAAUGGAGGGGCCCCAUAAAAACCCUGCUGCAGUGCAAGGUAAAGAAAGGUGCUGGAGAUUUCCUGUUCACUGGCAAUGAACAUUUUGGAGAAGCUUGGCUGGGCUGUGCCCCUAGAUUUAAGGACUUCAAUUCUAUUUACCAAACAGCCAGAGACAGGGGAACAAACCCAUGUGAGUUUCAGUUUAGCUGAAAUGCAUGUUACAAGAGCGCUGACUAAAGGAUUGCAGCCCCGUGUUUGGGUGCUGUUCAUGAGGUGCAGCAAAGGCUGAAGACAGAUUUCACUAGAGCUAGGGCUGGGAGAGCCUCUUGGAGUUUAUGACUCUAUGAACCUCUCAAACCAGGACAGUGAGGCUGCAAAAUGGUUGAAAUUCAUGAAGUGCUUUGCUUAUAAUUCAAAUACAGGUGCCUCUCCUGCCUCCAGGGGACCUUCUGAUUUUUUAAGGGGCUGCUUUUCCCCCCUAGCUGAAGAGUAGCCUGUGCUGAGUGUUAGAGGUAGGAGAUGCCUCACAAAAUCUAGGAUGCCCUAAGUGGGUGUCCUAUCUGUUUUGUAUUUUUCAUUAGCUUUUUUCUCCCCUAUUCUCCCCCCACUCUUACUUUUUUAACUCUGUGCUUCCGUUUUCACUCGGUAGAUUCCCUCCCGCCCACAUACAGUAAGGAGAAUGCAGACUCAAUGACAUUGAGAGUUUGAGUUGAACUACUAAGCCCACAGCCUAUCAGUGGGUUUGUCAGUUUCCUGCGGUUUCUCUCUUGGGAAGUUACAGUUCAGUAGAACACAUGCAAACUAAGGCUCUGGGGCAUAAGCUCAGCUGCUGUAAACCUGUAUAGCUCCCAGGACUGCACCAGUUUAUAGCAGCUGAAGGACCUUGGUGUAGAUAAGGGCUGUUGUGGUGAUGAUCAUCACCUUGGUUAACAUGAGUUACUAACAUGAUGAAUUGUCCCAGUUCAGCCAAGCCCUAUAAGAAAGGUACAGCAGGUAAAAACUGUUUAUUUCAAGGCGAGUCUUGCAUGGUUAGCCCCCCCACCAUGCAUUUUAAUCACAACUCACUGUAAGUAGCAGUCGAUGUGUAGAAAGUGUUCCAGUUGAGACAGAACCGAAGGUUGUGCUGUAUUGAAAGAGGUGCAACGGAUGUCCUGUUAUUGAAUCUAAUCUUCCUGUUUGUUCAAUAUUGUGAUUAAGUAAAUGAACAAUGCUGUUAACGUUUGCACUGUGAACUUUGCGCAGCUAAAACGAAGAGAAGUUUUGAGGAACUUAAGUUUCAGAGACAGUUGCGGGCAUCCCAGAGUCGGCACUCACUUGCUCUUCUGAAAGUCCGUGCCCCCUGAAUAUCAUUUGUAAGAGUGGGCUUGUCUAAAGGGAUAGUGUUAUUUGGUUGGUUUUUUAAAGUGCAGUCCACAUUUCCCAGCUGUACUUUGCACUUUCAAACAUUGUGUUUGCUGAUCACCUAUGUACUGUAUUUGACUGUUUUGUAUAUUUGGGAACAAAAUUGUACAUGCUGAUCUUAUACAUGAUUGUGUAUUUGUUUUGCCUAUGAGUACAAAAGCCCUUAGCUGUAUCUCAGCACCAUUACCUGGAAAAUAAAAUAUUUUGUUUUCAAAAGCUUGAGGAUAGAUCAACAUUACUUUAGUAACUUAGUCUUUCAGAAGAACUUGUAGCUACAUGGUGUUUUACGGAGUGUUAGGUGUUUUUAAUGAUCCACUAUGAAAUUAAUCUGGGUACAAGGUAUGUACAUAUAAAGGCCUGCAUAUCAGAUAAUAUAAUAUAUAGUUUUGCAGGGCCUCACCACUCUUGAAUUUAGCAACCCGAACCACCCACAGGCUGACAGAAUAAUGAACAACACAUGAGAGAUCGUGCAUGUUGCCUGUGUUCCUAUUCCAGCCGUGCUACACUCUACACCCAUUGCACUGCAUUAAGAGAGAUCUAAGGUCACGAC
This is a messenger RNA of Caretta caretta (loggerhead turtle), 2620 nucleotides long. RefSeq names its product meteorin-like protein. Gene Ontology annotation, molecular function: hormone activity. The record is from RefSeq and is a predicted model, not a curated record. NCBI's taxonomy places the organism in Eukaryota, Metazoa, Chordata, Testudines, Cheloniidae.